CACAUCCAAACUCCCGAGUCCCUCUCGUCUUCCUCUCGACGACCACCUGUGCUUCUGCAUCGCGAGCGGGCGAGCCGACCAGACACCAUGGACUCCAGCGGCAACAUCGAUGACUUCAGCCUUCAGCUCAUCCAUGAGCUGCUGCUCGGGCCCGACGCGUGCCUUCCGGUAGCUCAGGAACAUGGCGCCGCGUACGCCGAGCAGCAGGGGUUCCAGCCCGCGGCGGCGUUCUUGCACCAGCAGCAGCCGACGAUGCUGGCUGGGUACAUGGACCUGGGAAAUGAUCAGUAUAUGGGUGUUGCUGCUGGCGAGGCGGCGUUCCGGGCGGCGGGGGAGCCGGUGAUGAUACGGUUCGGGGGCGAGCCGUCCCCGGUGUCGGACCCCCGGAGGCCGCCCCGUACGAUCACGCUGCCUCCGACGUCGCACGCCUGGGCUGGCGCGGCGGAGGCGGCGGCAGCGGCGGCGGCGCACCCUGCUCUGCUGCAGGCACAGGCGGCCGCAGACCCGAACGAUUUCCGGAAGUACCGCGGCGUGCGGCAGCGGCCGUGGGGCAAGUUCGCGGCGGAGAUCCGCGACCCCAAGAAGCGCGGCUCGCGGGUGUGGCUCGGCACGUACGACACGGCCAUCGAGGCGGCGCGCGCCUACGACCGCGCCGCCUUCCGGAUGCGCGGCGCUAAGGCCAUCCUCAACUUCCCCAACGAGGUGGGCUCCCGCGGCGCCGACUUCCUGGCCCCGCCGCCGCCGCCACCCCACGGCAAGCGGAAGCGCCACGAGACGGCGGCCGACCCGGACGUCGAGGUGAUCGGGGACGGGGAUUCCUCAAAAUCCGUCAAGACCGAGGCGUACCCAUCACCAGCCAACUCUUCCCUGGCGUCAACAACGACAACCUCAACAGUGACAUCAUCCUCGACGUCGCCCUCCCCCUCGUCGGAGGCAGCCGCCAGCGGCGGCGGCGGCGAGCUGUUCGUCCCGCUGACGCCGUCGAGCUGGGCAUGGGAGCAGUGGGAAUGCUUCUUCGGCAGCCUCUCGCCGCUCUCGCCGCACCCGCAAAUGGGUUUUCCGGAGGUCACCGUGAGCUAAUCAAGCCGCUAAAUGAUCUCCUAAAAACAUGAUUAAUUAGGAUCAGCACGGCAAUUAACAAAGUGGCUUCUAGCUCUCGACGGCCUUCUGCUUUGGACACGUCUCAGGGAUUGGCUUGGAGCAGUAUACUGUUGUACAGAGAAAGAAAAGAUAGUAUAAUUAGCGCAUGCAUGUGACGGGUGAAUAUAUGCAUCGACAUAGAUGUUAAGAUCCAGAAAAUAAAGAGGGAGCAAUAGAGAAUAGUAUAGGAUGGGAGAUAACAUUGUAAAUUAAAUGAAGGAAAAAAAUGUGUACUACUUGUUUUCUGUAUUCUUUUUGUUUUGUUUUGGAUCAGAUCUAUCGAUGUCUAUCCAGUUGUGUUUGCCAUUUUGUGCCAUAAAUUUGAUUAUGACUUCAAGUAGCCACAUAGGAGACAUGUACAACCCACAAGAUUUUAGUCAUCAUGGAUGCUGUAAAUGCCAUGUAUCUUGCUUUUUCU
Molecule: messenger RNA, 1558 nt
Organism: Oryza brachyantha (malo sina)
Lineage: Eukaryota; Viridiplantae; Streptophyta; Magnoliopsida; Poales; Poaceae
Product: ethylene-responsive transcription factor 5
Exons: 1
Coding region: 88-1080 (330 amino acids)
Biological process (GO): regulation of DNA-templated transcription; ethylene-activated signaling pathway
Molecular function (GO): DNA-binding transcription factor activity; DNA binding
Source: RefSeq, a predicted model, not a curated record